AUGACAUCCCUGGCGCUUAUGAUGCUAUUGAACUCCAAUAUCACUGACGCUACUGACACGAUCCGGGUGUUGCGACUUGCCCAGGAGCUGCCAGAGACUGGCCCGAGCCUGCAGUUUGAUCGACCGACCGAGCGCAUGUACAGCAUGUACCUCUACCAGGUCCAGGGCACCAACACCCUGCAGAUCAAGCUCUGGAUUCUGUCCUUCUAUGUGUUUACAAUUAUUCUGCUUGAUCUGCUAUCAGCCAAGAGCAUCGACGCCUCGACUAUUUACAAGCACACGUUUGGAUAUCUGUACUUGCUGACGUCGAUCGCGAUGGGGAUACUCUGCCACCGUUCGUCCUGGGAGUCUCUCGAUUUUCCAGUGAGGAUCUUUUGGAUUGUUCUCUUUGGACUCGAAAACCUGACCACCACGGUGUUUGCGCUGGGGCUCUUUCCCUCCAGUACCCCAGUGUCCAAGGGAUCGAUCAUCGCUCUGUCGGGAGUCGGCACAAUCGCAAUGAUCUAUCUCUCCGCAUCGUCCUACUACGGAACUGUCACCGCGACGGGUCUGGCUUUGACCGCUGCUCAUAUUGCCCUCACAAUCGUAUCGCUGAUGCAAGCCACCCCUGGAAACCAGUCUGGCUCAAUGAUGAACUCGCUUUACAUCGAGAUCCUGCUCUAUCUGUCCGUCAACUUUGUGGGUUUUGUUCGGAUCUAUAUGGUCGAGGUGCACAUCCGAAGGGCCUUCAUCAAGCACCGGAUCAUCUACAAGCAUCAGGAAAACAUUAUGGAGGCCCGCAACCAGAGCCACUUGAUGCUUGGGAUGAUUCUGCCGGCCAAGAUUGCCCAGCUCAUGAGGGAGAACGACUUUUACAUGUCCCCAGACUCGCUCAACAUGAUCCAGGACACAUUUCUGGAGCUCCACGGCGUCACGAUCCUGUUUGCCGAUAUUGUGGGAUUCACCGAGUUCUCGUCACAGAUACCGGCAUAUGAUCUCGUCGGGGUUCUCAGCGACAUAUUUUCAGAGUUUGACAACAUUGUCACGGAUUUUGGGCUGGAGAAGAUCAAGACAAUUGGCGACUGUAUCGAAGUUGCCGGCGGUGUCCCUGAGCAGCUCCAGUCGGAAACGCAGAUCGCCAACGAAGCCGAGAAGGUCUGCAUCGUUGCUCUGCUCAUGAUUUAUUCGAUCCGAAAGAUUUCGCAAAACAUCCGCCGCAACCUCCGCCUUCGCGUCGGAAUCCAUACCGGCUCCAUCUUGGCGGGCGUAGUGGGACUGUGGAAGUUCAAAUACGAUAUUUGGUCUCAGGACGUCGAGAUCGCCUCGCUGAUGGAGCAGAAGGGGACCCCUGAUAUACCCCACGUCUCUCAGAGCACCGAGAAGUUGCUGCGAAACAAGGGAAUGGUCUCCUUUGAGCCGGAUAUACGACUCGAUGCCUUUGGCAGGGAGAUCAAUACCUUCAAUAUCCCCACCGACUCCAUUUCCUUCAAGGACUUGUGCAGCAUCCGCUCGACACACAUUCGGCUCUAUACGUGUGAGACGGCCGAAGCACCCGAGCUCGAGGCGCGAUGGGCCGAGCCGGACCAGCUGCCAAGCGACUCGACCGACGAUAUCAAUGACGACAUGCACGCUGAAUCCAGGCGGAUCUUGAAGGGCGAAGACAGCGACACUGAGAUUCUCAGCUUCAGCUGCGAGCCUUCACAUCCACCGCUCGCGAACAGACAGCUCUUCACCGAGCCCAAGGACCUUGCUCGCAACCGCCAGCGACCAUCACAACGAUCGUCGCAGAGAUCGUCGCAGCGGAUUCCUGGUGUCCAUAUCUUCAAAGAGAGCCUCAACGACUCACUGCGAUCUUUCCAGUGCAGCAUCGGGCGGUGGACCGGGUUCUUCCUUGAUCAAUCACAGGAGCGAGACUACUGCAGGCACUACAUGAAGAACCACAUGGCAGCGCUGUUCAUCACUGCAGGCGUCACCUUUGUCGUCUAUAUCAUCUUGUUUACGUCCCAUGUCCUUCUGGUUCCCUCGGAGUACCUCUUGCUGAUCCUUGAGGGGCUCGGUGGGCUCGUCUUGCUUGCUGUGAUUAUCGGGGUCUACCACUCGAAGAUAUGGCGCAGACUCGGCGAUGCGAUAGAGACCAAGUACGACGAGUGGAUUGAGUUCUUCCAGCACAUGCACCGGACGGUGCUCCCCUUGAGCCAAAAGCCUCGCCAGCCCAAACGGAAGAGCAAGGAAUCGUCGCGGUCAUGUUUGCCUAAUUUAUUCGCCCUGACGACGAUCUGGUUUUCGUUUGUGGGCAACCUGGUGAUUGCGAUCACACACCCGAGCGCCCGCAUCCAGUGCAUCACAUGCGUGGUCGUUGUUCUGAUGAUGCACACCAUCUACGUGGGCAUGAAGAUGUUUCUCUUUAGCGUUUCGAUCCUUGUGUGCGCUGUGAUCUUUUCGAUCCCACUGCUGGUCGACAAGUCGCCACUGCUGGAUAUCUACACGGCUCAAACGAUAGUGCCUAUCCUGGCGGUCGCGGUUACCCUCCUGUUUUUCACCAACCGCAAGGUGGACAUGCUUGCGCGGACCAACUUUUACCUCAAGACACAGAACGAGGACCUGUAUACAUACAUGAAGCAGGCCCAACAGAGCGCUGAGAAACUGCUGCUCAACAUUCUUCCGCUCUCGGUGAUCCUGAGACUGAAGGAGAAUCCCUUUACACACAUUGCCGACGACCGAGAGGACGUGUCGAUCCUGUUCACGGGCAUCACGAACUUCCUGCCGUUCGAGCAAGCUUCGCAAAAGCACACGAUCUGGCUCCUGAAUGCCAUCAUCUGCGACAUUGACGAGUGCUGUGCCUCCUUUGGAAUCGAAAAGAUCAAGACGAUUGGAUCCAAGUACAUGGCCAUGGCCGAGAACCAGGGAGACCACCCGCACUACCACGUCAAACAGAUGAUCGACUUUGCUCUGACCCUGAAGAAAGUGAUUCGCGACUUCAACAAGCGGACGAAUCAAAAGUUUCUCCUGCGGACGGGAAUCCACGCGGGCCCUGCUGUGUCUGGUGUCAUUGGAACCCGAACUUUCACCUUCGAUGUGUGGGGCGACACCGUCAACGUUGCGUCGCGGAUGGAGUCGACGGGCAAGGAAAACGAAAUCCAGGUGACCGAGGAGGUGUACCAGCGGCUGCGGGGCGACUAUGAAUUCCAGCCGAGGGGCUCUGUCGAGAUCAAAGGCAAGGGCUGGAUGCGAACGUACUUUGUCCGGGGCUCGGUUGUCAAGUACUAGGCCGAUCAGCCGCCAUGCCGAAUACACCGACAUGGUGCUGGGACUUGCAUUGGCGAGAACCCAGGCCCGGAAAUCAGC
Messenger RNA from Polychytrium aggregatum, 3324 nucleotides. Its product is annotated as adenylate and guanylate cyclase catalytic domain-containing protein. The record is from RefSeq and is a predicted model, not a curated record. Gene Ontology annotation, biological process: adenylate cyclase-activating G protein-coupled receptor signaling pathway; cyclic nucleotide biosynthetic process; intracellular signal transduction. NCBI's taxonomy places the organism in Eukaryota, Fungi, Chytridiomycota, Chytridiomycetes, Polychytriales. Gene Ontology annotation, molecular function: adenylate cyclase activity. Bases 1 to 3246 code for a protein of 1081 amino acids. The transcript has 10 exons.